AUGGAAGUAGUUGGCAACUUCCCUCUGCCCUUACUGACCAGCUGACCAGCAAUGGAAAUGCCAACAGAACGUGAUCCUCAGUACAAAGGUGGGAAAAAGCUCAAACUGGAAGGCAAAGAUUUGAUGUCAGUGCCUCUCCAGAUCUUUGCACUGCAAGGACUGCGAGUUUUGGAGAUGACUCCGGAACGAGAGAGCUGCCUGAGGUACAGGAUGGAUCUCGUCCCUCGUGAGAUUGGCCACUUGCAAAACCUGGCCUUGCUCUGCCUGGACUCCAACAACCUGAAAGAGGUCCCUGCUGAGAUAGGCUCUUUAGGCAAGCUGGAGAGGCUCACUCUCAGCAACAACAGCAUAACCUCCCUGCCUGAGGAAAUAGGAGGCCUCCAGAAACUUCAUAGUCUCCAUUUGGCAAACAACAGCCUGGCAGAGCUCCCUACACCUGUUUGUCAGCUGAGGAACCUGGUUUUCUUAGAUGCUACCGAUAACCACAUCAGCACCAUCCCUGACACCAUCCAGCAGCUGCAGAAACUGGAAACAUUGCUGCUGCUUUUCAAUUCUCUCGGGCAUCUGCCAAGGGGAGUCUGUUCCUUAAAGGCCUUGAAGACUCUCUGGCUAGGACAGAACAACCUCAAGGCUCUCCCAUCAAACUUUGGUCAGCUGGUAAACUUGGACUGGGGUUCAAAUUACUGUUCCUGCAGCUUUGAAGGGAAUCCAUUGGUGCAACCGCCUCCUGAAGUGUGCAGUGGGGGACCUGUUGUGAUAAGAAAGUAUUUUGCCUCUUUAAGGGGAUAGAAAUAUAUGUGUAGGGUAAGUAGAGCUGAGAGAGAACUUAACAUUUACAGGGAAGCAUAUCUGAUUUGUACUUCCUCUAACAAUACUUGGCAGCCAUCAUUUGGAAUUCACACUUCUCCAGAUUUUA
Molecule: messenger RNA, 916 nt
Organism: Lacerta agilis (Sand lizard)
Lineage: Eukaryota; Metazoa; Chordata; Lepidosauria; Squamata; Lacertidae
Product: plant intracellular Ras-group-related LRR protein 2-like
Exons: 1
Molecular function (GO): protein binding
Source: RefSeq, a predicted model, not a curated record